Messenger RNA from Oryctolagus cuniculus (rabbit), 10114 nucleotides. It is a transcript of the gene CRK, whose product is annotated as CRK proto-oncogene, adaptor protein. Lineage: Eukaryota; Metazoa; Chordata; Mammalia; Lagomorpha; Leporidae. Gene Ontology annotation, cellular component: cytoplasm. The record is from RefSeq and is a predicted model, not a curated record. Gene Ontology annotation, biological process: cell migration; enzyme-linked receptor protein signaling pathway. Gene Ontology annotation, molecular function: signaling adaptor activity; receptor tyrosine kinase binding.
AGCGCGUCAUUUCCGGUGGGGGGAGGCCCGCGGCAGCCGCCGCCAUUUCGGGCGCUGCUGUGAGGCUGAGACCCUAGCCGGUCCGCUGGGCGGCGGGCGCCGGGGCUGGAGGGGCGCGCGCGGCGGCGGCGGCCCAGCGUGUAGGCGCGGAGGCGGCCAUGGCAGGCAACUUCGACUCGGAGGAGCGGAGUAGCUGGUACUGGGGGCGGCUGAGCCGGCAGGAGGCGGUGACGCUGUUGCAGGGCCAGCGGCACGGGGUGUUCCUGGUGCGGGACUCGAGCACCAGCCCCGGGGACUAUGUGCUCAGCGUCUCCGAGAACUCGCGCGUCUCCCACUACAUCAUCAACAGCAGCGGCCCGCGCCCGCCGGUGCCACCGUCGCCCGCCCAGCCUCCGCCCGGGGUGAGCCCCUCCAGACUCCGAAUAGGAGAUCAAGAGUUUGAUUCAUUGCCUGCUUUACUGGAAUUCUACAAAAUACACUAUUUGGACACUACAACAUUGAUAGAACCAGUUUCCAGACCCAGGCAGGGUAGUGGAGUGAUUCUCAGGCAAGAGGAGGCAGAGUAUGUGCGAGCCCUCUUUGACUUUAAUGGGAAUGAUGAAGAAGAUCUCCCCUUUAAGAAAGGAGACAUCCUGAGAAUCCGGGAUAAGCCUGAAGAGCAGUGGUGGAAUGCAGAGGACAGCGAAGGCAAGAGGGGGAUGAUUCCAGUCCCUUACGUCGAGAAGUAUAGACCUGCCUCCGCCUCAGUAUCGGCUCUGAUUGGAGCUCCCUGCUGAUAGCCUGGGAAAAGCCAUGGAAGAUGGUCCAAGUGCCUGGCCCCUGUCACCCACGUGGGAGACCUGGAGGAAGCUGCUGGCUCCUUCUUCAGCCUAGCUUGCCCAUGGCCGUUACAGCCCACUUGGGAAAUGAACCAGCAGAUAGAAGAUCUCUGUCUCUCUCUCCAACUCUGACUUUCAAAUAAAAAAUAAAUCUUAAAAAAAAGAGAUGAAAAGACUGACCUUAGCCUUGUGAUACGAAAUGCAUGUGUUGAGACUGAUCAGUAGAUUAAUCACUCCCUCAGUCUAUGUAUAUGUUUCAUAUAUAUGAACAUUUGACCUGCCAUAAAGCAAGAUCUACUUUAAAUUGAUAAAUUUAAGUCAUUUGGUGUUACAGUUGGGCCGGCCUCCGAGUUCCCAGGAGGUACCUAGGGAAGGAAGAAGCUCAAGAUGUGAGGCUCUGCGUUAUCCUCUCUUGCUUUAACUGAAGCGACUCUGUUUUAACUGUGAUACGUAUUGAGGUCUCUAUAAGAUUUUCACUGGGGGGCCGCUGCUGUGGCUUGGUAGGUUAAACCUCCACCUGAGGCACCAGCAUCCCAUAUCGGUGCCGGUUCCAGUCCAAGUUGCUCCUUUUCCAACCCAGCUCCCUGCUAAUGUGCCUGGGAAAGCAGGAAGAAGGUCCAAGUGCCUGAGCCCCCUGCAUCCACGUGGGAGACCUGGAAGAAGCUCUUGGCUCCUGGCUUUGGAUCAGCCCAGCUCUGGCCAUUGCAGCCAUGUGAGGAGUAAAACAACGAAUGGAAAACCUCUCUUUCUCUCUCUCCCUCUCUGUAACUCGGACUUUCAAAUAAAUAAAUAAAUCUUUUUUAAAAAUUCAAAUGAGAAAGGUUUCUUAAAGAAGUUUUUUCUUUGAAGAAAAACUUUAAAUAAAAUUUUAAAAGUGUUCAAGAGCUUCCUGCAUUCAUCUUACAGCAGGUGUUUCCUGCAUGUUGUAUUCAUUAUUCAAAAGACAGAGAGACAGAGAGCGAGACAAAGGCUUCUUCCUGCAGGUUCAUUGUAAAUGAUCACAACAGCUGGGGCCGUGCAAGGCCAGACCCAGGAGCCAGGAGCUUCAUCUGGAUCCCACGCUGGGUGACAGGAGCCAUCACCUGCUGCUUCCCAGGGUGUGCAUUACUGGGAAGCUAGGGCUGGAAGCAGAGACAGAACUAAACCAGCACCUCUGCUCUGGGACGUGGGGUCCGGAGCUGCAGCCUAACCCGCUGUUCCAGAACCCCCACCCUGGAAUAUAAGUUAUUAAAUAAUUUUUCUCUUCCCAUGCGCUAGGUUUCUCCAGAGAGGUGAAGAAUGUGGAAAGAAGGUAUUAACUUAACCACCAAAGUCUGGGCCUUCCUCUACCACCAUAGUUCAUAGGGUUGAUGGGUCAGCCGUGUUCUGAGGGAUAGAAUAGUGAAUGGGACACACACCAUCUGUUCCGUCCUGGUGUCUCCUGAUGAAGACAGACAUGAAAUAAGUGCAGAUAGUCUAGUGUUUUCAAAGGGAAAAUCUUUAAAGAUGCAGAGGCAUUUUUCAUAGUUUGAUCUUAGAUUCUUUUUGUUUUAUGGCUCCUUAGGAGUGAGUAUCAUCAUAAAUUGCUUUAUAGAUUGAUUUUAUUUAUUUGAUAGGCAGAGUUACAGAGUUGGAGAGAGAGAGAGAGCGCUUUAUCUGGCUGAAGCCAGGGGCCAGGAUCUCCAUCCAGGUCUGCCACGUGGGUAGCAGAGGCCCGAGUCAUGCGCCAUCUUCUGCUGCUUUCCAGAUGCAUUAGCAGGGAGCUGCAUCAGAAGAAGGGCCAGGACUCGAACUGUUGCUCAUGGGAUGCUGGUGUCUUAGGCCUCCACUGCUCCUCAACUCUGGCCCCAAGAUAAAUCUUGUAUAUGCAGGUGUUAAAUUAAUUUUAUACCUCUAUAAACUGUCCAGCCAGCUUUUCAUUAGUUGUGCUAAUUCAUCCUGGCAUUUUGCCUUUGAUAGAUAAGAGUUGAGAGUAACCUGGGAAAAUCUUGAAUAUUCUUGAGCCUAGGCCUGUUCAUGUUACACAUAGGGAUGGUGUGAACCUGCUUUGGGUCCUUGGUGAUACACAUCAAUGAUGACAUCAACUCCACAUUCCCCAUGUGGAACUCUUUGAAAUCUAAGGUUUGGCCUUAAAAAAAAAAUUGAUUUAUUUAUUUGAAAUAGUUACACAGAGGAAAGCCAGAGAGAGAGAGGUCUUCCAUCCAAUGGUUCAUUCCCAUGAAUGGGUGCAAUGGCCGGAGCUGUGCCAAUCUGAAGCCAGGAGCCAGGAGCUUCUUCCAGGUCUCCCAUGCAAGUGCAGGGGCCCAAGCACUUGGGCCAUCUUCCACUGCUUUCCCAGGCCACAGCAGAGAGCUGGAUCAGAAGAGGAGCACCGAGUCGAACUGGCACCCAUAUGGGAUGCAGGCGCUUCAGGCCAGGGCAUUAACACGCUGCUCCACAGCACCAGAGGUUUGGCCUUUCGUUAAAGAGGAGGGAGAAUGAGAUUGAAAAACAAGAGAAUAUGAGCCACAAGUCCUGGAUAUAUCCUGUUUAUCUUUUUCUGGAAUUGUAGCUGUAGAUUUUUAUACCGUUCAUUGAGACAGCUGACUGCUUUCCUUCUUUCUUCUGUUCUCUUUGGACAUCUUCAUUGCACAGCAUGAAUCUCAGUAGGGAGGAACUGUGGAAGUAGCAGAGUUAGGGCACUGAUUCUAGUCCCGGCUGCUCUUCUUCCAGUCCAGCUCUCUGCUGUGGCCUGGGAAAUCAAUAGAAGAUGGCCCAAGUGCUUAGAUCCCUUAACCCGCAUGGGAGACCAGGAAGAAGCUCCUGGCUCCUGGCUUCGGAUUGGCGCAGCUCCGGCUGUUGCAGCCAUUUGGAGAGUGAACCAGUGGAAGGAAGACCUCUCUCUCUUUCUCUCCCUUUCACUGUCUGUAACUCUACCUCACAAAUAAAAUAAAAUAUUAAAAAAAAAAAGCAGUUAGCUUUCAAAUGUUGAAGGCAAGCCCUUGGGCAUCUUCACAGAUGACUUGUUGAUUGUUUAUUUAUUGAUUUAUUUUCAUCUACUUGAAAAGCAGAGUGACCAAGAAAGAGAGAGAGACAUUCCUUGUGUUGGUUCGUGCUCCAAGUGGCUGUAACAGUGGGGGUUGGGCCAAGAGGAAACCAGGAGCCAGGAAUUCUAUCCUGGUUCUCCCAAAUGUGUGGCAGGGACUUAAGUACAUUAGCCAUCAUCUACUUCUGCACAGGCAUAUUGGCAGAGAGCUGGAUCAGAAGCAGAGUAGCCAGGACUCAAGACUGCACUCCAGUAUGAACUGUGGGUGUUCGAAGUGGUGGCCUAACUCUACUCCACAAGGCCUGCUCCCACAGAUGCUUUUUUAUUUUAUUUUAAGAGUUUUUUAAUUUGGAAGGUACAGUUAGAGAGGGGGAGAGAAGGAGAGAUUUCAUCUUCUGGGUCACUUCCCAAAUAGCUGCAAGUGGGCAGGGCUGGGCCAGACUGAAACCAGGAUCCUGGAGUUUGUUCUGGGUCUCCCACGUGGGUUCAAGGGCCCAAGGACCUGGGCCAUCUUCCGCUGCUUUUCCAGUUUCAUUAUCAGGAAGCUGGAUUGGAAGUGGAGCAGCCAGGACUUAAACUGACGCUAUUCAUAGGGAAUGCCAGCACUGCAGGCGGUGGCUUAACCUGCUACACCACAGUGCUGGCCCCAACAAUUCCAUUUAUUAAAAUGGUAUGAUUUAUGUAUCUAUAUCCUAAUAACAUCAAUAAAUGUAAUUUACUUCAAUGUUUAAUGAUUGUAAUAACUAAUGAGAUAUGUACCUCUGUUAGACACUAUAUGGUUUCUCAUACCUUGGGAUUGUAUUGGACAUUGUUACUUUCUUUUUUUGAAAGAUUUAAUUAAUUAAAAGAGUAACAGAGAGACAGAGAUCUUUCAUCUGUUGUUUCCCCAGAUGGUUGCAACAGCCAGGUCUGGACCAGGCUCAAGUCAGGAGCCAGAAACUCCAUCUAGGUCAUGGGUGGAUGGGGUCCAAAUACUUGGGCCAUUUCCAGUGCCUUCCCAAACAUGUUACUAGGGAGCUAUAUUGGAAGUGGAGCUGUCGGGACUUAAACCAGUGCUCUUCUAUGGGAUGCUCAUGUUGUAAGCAGUAGCUUAACUCUCUCUACCACUAUGUCAUCCCUUUUCCAGGAUACAGUGGGAUGCUUUUUCUGUUCACCUGAAAACCUACCAGUUAAAUCUCAGAUUUCUAUAGCUUUUUUUUCUUUUAAUUUUUAAAAAUUCAUUUUAUAGGCCUGCACCACGGCUCACUUGGCUAAUUCUCCACUUGCGGCACCAGCACUCCAGGUUCUAAUCCCGGCUGGGGCACUGGAUUCUGUCCCAGUUGCUCCUUUUCCAGUCCAGCUCUCUGCUGUGGCCCGGGAGUGCAGUGGAGGAUGGCCCAAGUGCUUGGACCCUGCACCCGCAUGGGAGACCGGGGGAAGCGCCUGGCUCCUGGCUUCGGAUCAGCACAGUGCGCCGGCCGUAGCAGCCAUUUGGGGGGUGAACCAACAGAAAAGGAAGACCUUUCUCUCUCUCUCUCUCACUCUCUCACUGUCUAAUUCUGCCUGUCCAAAAAGAAAAUUCAUUUUAUUUGUUUGAAAGGCAGAAAAGGAGAUCUCCCAUCUGCUGGUGCACUCCCCAUAUACCUGUGGUACCCAGACUGAGCUGAGGUGAAACCAGAAGCCAGGAACUCCAUCUGGUCUCCUCUUUGGGUGGCAGAGACCCAAGUACUGAGCCAUCUCCUGCUGCUUUCCAGAGUUUGCAUUAGCAGGAAGCUGGGAGUGGAGGUGGAGCCAGGACUCAAACCUAGACACUUUGAUAUGGGAUGUGGGCAUACCAAAUGAUGUCUUAACCACUACCCAAGCCUACCCCCAUAGCAUUUUUUGUUUUUUACAAUUUUAUUUAUUUAUUUGAGAAAUAGAGUUACAGAGAGAGAAAGAGAGGCAAGAGAGAGAGGCAGAGACAGAGAAAUGUCUUUCAUCCUCUGUUUCACUCCCCAAAUGACCACAACAGCUGGAGCUGAGCCGAUCCAAAGCCAGGAGCCAGGGCUUCUUCUGGGUCUCCCAUGCGGGUGCAGGGGCCCAAGCACUUGGCCCAUCUUGCCAGGCCAUAGCAGAGAGCUGGAUAGGAAGAAGAGCAGCUGAGACUAGAACUGGCACCCAUAUGGGAUGCCUUCACUGCAGGUGGAGGCUUAAUCCACUCUGCCACAGUGCUGGCCACACACACAUUCAUACACACCCAUUAGCAUUUUACCAUUACAAACUAUGUCUAUUUCAGUCUGUCUCUAAAAUUAAUCACUAAGGCUGAAUUACUCUCUCUUGUUACCACUUUAAAGUCUGUAGGUGGGAGCCAGCUUUGUGGUAUAGCAGGUUCAGGCACUACUUGCAGUACUGGCAUCUCAUAUACACACUAGGUCAAGUUCCUGCUGCUUCACUUUCAAUCCAGCUCCCUGUUAAUGUGCCCGGGAAAGCAGAAGAUAGUUCAAAUACUUGGGUCCUUGCCACCCAUAGUGGAGACCCUAAUGGAGUUCCAGGCUCCUGGCUUGGGACCAUUUGGGGAGUGACCCAGCAGCUGGAAUAAUCUCUUUCUGUAAUUGUCUUUCAAAUAAGUAAAUUAAAAACAAAAUGUAAAUGGCACCUAAAUAUUACCCAUUUCUUAGGUCAGAGGUCUGCAGACUUCUUUGUAAAGACCUUUCAAGGCCGUAUGGUGUCUGUCACAGUCACUCAACUCUGCUGUGGUACCAAGAAGGUCAUUUUAGAUAAAACAACAAAUGAGUGUGCUCUGUUCCAAUAAAACUUUGCCAAAACAACAAGCUAGGUGGGCUCACGGGCCGUGGUCUGGUGACCCUUGUCUUAGAUUGCUGUCGUUUCCUUCGCUUUUCCUUCCUUUACUAAAUGGUUUUGAAAAUGUUUAGAGAGAGAACCCUUGUACUGCUUCUCUGUGCUUGCUUUGGCCUGGCUGCAUGCAGUUGUGUGUGCCUCCCGCUCUGAGCUUGCUGGAAUCCCGCAGCAAGGCUGGGCCAAAGGAGUGCUGGCAGUGGUUGAUGUCUUUCCUGUCAGAAGGGACAGACUCUAGAAGAGCAGUCACCUGGGGCUAACCAGCAAAGGAGUGCCCACCGUCCCGUGGGCUUCUGGGUCGUGAAUUCCAGAACUUGCUGCCAUUUGCCCUCCACUUUCUUUCUCAAUAUCCUUGGAAGUCAGUGGUGAAGAUCAGCUGGUAAGUUUUGCUCCUGAAGUAAUUCUAGAUUGGAGUACAGGGUCAUGAUUGAGCUUGGAACUGUGCUGAGCUAGGGAGUAAAUCAGUGCUCAUUAAGUUCCUGGGAGCAGAGAAGCCCGAGUAACCUCCCUGAGUCGCCGUGACUCCGUGACUCUUGCGCAGCCUGCUCCCAGGCUGUGUUACCGGAGUGGGAGCUGAGGACCACACACGACACCACAGUAGUUCCCCGUCAGUCUCUUCGCGGGGUGGUGGUGAGGCCUGCCUCAUAAAAGCAAACUUAACUAUCCGGUGGUACUUUCAGUCCUUUAUGAAGUCUUUAUUGUUCACUGCAGAGUAGGAUUUUCCAUUCCUGCUUUUAAGGUGGAUUUUCAAAUCAGUAGUGUUAAGGACUGCUAUUGGCACUCAUUCUCUGAUUGGUACACUCACUUGUCUCUAAUGCUUGUCUUUUCUGGGGCAGGCAUUCUGCUUUGCUUUCUCUGUCGUUGAAGUAUACCAGGUUUCCUGUCGAGAUGGAUCCUGCUUACCUCUGCGGUCUGGGCUUAAGGAUUGCUCUGUAGUUAGUUGUUGCCUAGCAGGAGAGGAGCACUAAUUCUGUCUUUGUUUCUAAAUUCGAGAACGGCACUUAGCUUAGUGGAGCAAGCUGUUCUUAGACUGCCCUGUUUCCUCUACUCUUCCACUCUCCUCCUCCUCCAAGAGCUGACAGCCACCCUUUGUUGCAGGCAGUGAAGGCUAGCAUCCUGCUGCAUCAGCCCGGUCCCCGCGUCUGGUCGUGCAGCCUGUCAGAGAUGUUUGUUCCUGACUCUGGGGGUCACCGUGUGCUUUCAACGUUUCAGGAGAAAGACCCAUAGGGGUUCACUAUAUGGGAUUAUUUAAAUUUUUUUUGAAAGAUUUUAUUUAUUUGAGAGGUAGAGUUACAGAGAGACAAAGAGACAGAAAGAUCUUCCAUCUGCUGUUCACUCAGAUGGCUGCAAUGGUCAGAGCUGAGCUGAUCUGAAAUGAGGAACCAGGAGCCUCUUAAGGAUGUCCUGUGCAGGUGCAGGGACCCAAGCACCUGGACCAUCUUCCACUGCUCUCCCAGGCCAUAACAGAGAGCUGGAUCAGAAGAGGAGCAGCUGGGACUCAAACUGGCACACAUAUGGGAUGCUGGUGCCACAGGUGGAGGCUUAGCCCACUACAGCAUAACGUUGGCCCUAGAUUAUUUAAUUUAAAAAAUUUAUUUAUUUAUUUAUUUUUGUUUAUAUGAGAGGCAGAAGAAGAGAAACAGAGGAAGGCAGAGAUCUUCGAUUCACUGGUUUACUCCUUAAAUGCUUGCUACAGUCAGAGCUAGACCAGUCUAAAGCCAGGAGCCCUGAGGAAAAUCUAGGUCUCCCACAUGGGUGGCCCAAGCACUGCAGCCAUUACCUGCUGCCUCCCAGUGUGCAUAAUAGCAGGAAGCUGGAAUUGGAAAUAGAUGUGGGACUCAGAUCCAGGCACUCUGAUCUGGGAUGCUGGUGUCCCGUGCAGUAUCUCUGUACUUACUUAUAAUCUCUGAGGAUUAUUUAAUUUUAAUAAAGCCUUCCUUGAAGUAUUUGUAUUUCAAGGCCACUUGAGCAGGGUAGUUAGCCCAAUUGUCUGCUUUAUUUUAUACAUUUAACAAUCAUAGUAAUUUCUGUUUCAUUUUUAUUCAUUAUUUUUGCAAUAAGGAAAACAUACUUUUUUUUAAGAAGUAUAUACAAGUUUAGUAAUUAGAGCUUUUUUUAAAAAGAUUUAUUUAUUUAUUUGAAAGAGUUACACAGAGAGAAGGAGAGGCAGAAAGAGAAGUCUUCCAUCCGCUGGUUCACUCCCCAAUUGGCCACAAUGGCCAGAGCUGUGCCGAUCCAGGGCUAGGAGCUAGGAGCUUCUUCCAGGUCUCCCACACAGGUACAGGGGCCCAAGGACUUGGGUCAUCUUCCACUGCUUUCUCAGGCCAUAGCAGAGAGCUGGAUGGGAAGUGGAGCAGCCAGGACUCGAACUGGCACCCAUAUGGGAUUCCAGCGCUACAGGCGGCAGCUUUACUCGCUAUGCCACAAUGCCGGCCCCAGAAAACAUACUUUUUAAUUAAAUAAUAGUAAACCUUUCUGAGGUUUAAUUUAUAUUUAUAUAUAUAGAGAGGUAUAUAUAUUUAUAUAUUUGAGGUUUAAUUUAUAUACAUUUUUUGUUUUAGAGAAAAUUAAUUAACUUUGAAGAAGAACCCAAGAGUGCAAGCACUUAGACAUAGCUAUAGUUUAUGAGAUAUAAGAAUAUCCUCCACUUAAUACACUAAAACAAAGUAAAUCUUUGAGGACAGGUUUUACUAUUAACUCUCAUAAUCCAACUCUUUGAAGACAGAGGAAAUUAGUGCACAGUGACUCCUGUUGUUAAUCUAACAAUUAACACUCUUAGGUAUGACGUCAGUGAUCACCUGAGGCUCUUGACAUGAGCUGCCUAGGCUGUGGAAACCUUGUGAAUUCACAUACUCCUUCAGUAUUUAGACAAGGCCAUAAGCAAAGUGAAAGUUCUCCCUUGAGAGAAAAGUACAUCCUUCUUCAAUGACCACUUCUUUCCACUGGGGUCCUACCCACAGAGGUCUUUCAUGUAAUACACUUUGGUGGCAAAGCCUUUCUGACUUUUGGACCUCUUUACCAAGAACCUAAACAGUUAUUUUAAAAGUUUUUAAAAAAGAAAAGCUGGGGGCCGGCGCCGCGGCUCACUAGGCUAAUCCUCUGCCUUGCAGCGCUGGCACACCGGGUUUUAGUCCCGGUCGGGGCGCCGGAUUCUGUCCCGGUUGCCCCUCUUCCAGGCCAGCUCUCUGCUGUGGCCAGGGAGUGCAGUGGAGGAUGGCCCAGGUGCUUGUGCCCUGCACCCCAUGGGAGACCAGGAGAAGCACCUGGCUCCUGCCAUCGGAUCAGCACGGUGCGCCAGCCGCAGCGCGCUGGCCGCGGCGGCCAUUGGAGGGUGAACCAACGGCAAAGGAAGACCUUUCUCUCUGUCUCUCUCUCUCACUGUCCACUCUGCCUGUCAAAAAAAAAAAGAAAGAAAAGAAAAGCUGGGGCCAGUGCUGUGGCGUAGUGGAUAAAGCCGCUGCCUGUUGUACUGGCAUCC